This is a messenger RNA of Colossoma macropomum (tambaqui), 3747 nucleotides long. RefSeq names its product MALT paracaspase 1 (gene malt1). The coding region runs from base 220 to 2640 and encodes 806 amino acids. The record is from RefSeq and is a predicted model, not a curated record. Lineage: Eukaryota; Metazoa; Chordata; Actinopteri; Characiformes; Serrasalmidae. Gene Ontology annotation, biological process: signal transduction; proteolysis. Gene Ontology annotation, molecular function: cysteine-type endopeptidase activity; protein binding. The transcript is spliced from 18 exons.
GUCACAUCAGGAAGUGGAGCUUAGCGUGAAACGUAGACAUGUUUUGAGGUGAAGUGGAUUUCCCCACAUCUAUCCGUGCAGGGAAACUACAACCAUGUAUCGACUGUUGUUUAAGCUUUUCAGUUUCUUUGAUUAGCUCUGAGGUGGGCAGCUAAACCCAGUCACCUGAAGAACUGCUUGGUGCCAGAUUGACCCAUUUUUACCUUUAAAGUGGUAACAAUGUCUCUGGAUUCGCAUGACAACUCACUGAACAUAAAUUUUCUGAAGGAGUCUGUGUUGAAAAGGCUCUGUGAGUGUCUUGAUAAAGCCAACAGUAAAGGAUGGCGAAAGCUUGGUGAGACUGUCAACAGUGACCGUCGCUUCAAAGUGAGUUUAGAUGAUAUGGAGAUGUGCUCUCUGAAGGUGCUGGAGGUGGAGGGCAGCCCCUCCCGCAGCCUGCUGAGACUCAUGGGAGAUCGAGGCUGUACGCUGGGUAACCUGGUGGAGUUUCUCAAGAUGAUGGGACACAGUGAAGCCAUUCAGUGCCUUAAAUCAGGGAUUCAAAUCCUCGUACAGCCUCAGUCUGUGGCUGUGAUCACUGGACAAAGCAUUCGCCUCAGCUGCUAUGCUGCUGGAACCUCCACUGUACAGUACCAGUGGUUCAAGGCAAAAGAAGAGGUUCCUGGAAGUACCUCACCGGACCUCAUAAUGAGUCCUGUCCAGCUCCGAGAUACUGGCUUCUAUAUCUGUAGGGUGAACUGCGGUGAAUCCUUUGAGUUUAGCCAUUGGGCUCAGGUGGACGUGCUUGAUGUUAUGCCAACAUAUGGGUUGAUGUCUCUUCCUUCUGAGGGACGCCUGAGGGUUGUGAUUCAGCCUAAGCCACAGUCCCUGCUGGUUGGAGAUACUCUAUAUCUGGAAUGUGGGGCUGUGGGAAGACCUCUGCCGCACUACCAGUGGUACAGAAAUGGGGUUCCAGUUAAGAAUGCCACCAAGAGAAAGUUCAGUAUCUCGUAUUUGUCACUGGAGCACCAGGGAAGAUACCGCUGUGAAAUCUGCUGCAACAACGAGCGAACGUGGAGUAAUGAAAUAGAUGUCCUCGUAGGGCCAAGGACAACCUUCCAGUUUUCAGGGGCAACAGAAUGUUCUGAAGAUGACUUUAUUGCCUUUGGACCAAUGAACAGUCUCGAAAAGCCUUAUGCCACAGACAAAGUGGCCCUCCUCAUUGGGAACAUGUCCUAUCAGAACCAUCCUCAGCUGAAGGCACCUAUGGUGGACGUGUACGACCUCACCAACCUGCUUCGCCAGCUGAACUUUAAAGUGGUUUCCCUGCUGGACCUGACUGAGUCAGAGAUGCGCAAUGCAGUGGAGGAGUUCCUCUCCCUGCUGCACAAAGGCGUUUAUGGCUUGCUGUACUAUGCUGGACAUGGUUAUGAGAACUUUGGGAACAGCUUCAUGGUGCCUGUUGAUGCCCCAAACCCCUACCGCUCUGCCAACUGCUUAUGUGUGCAGAGCAUUCUGAAACUGAUGCAAGAAAAGGAGACCGGUCUCAAUGUCUUCCUGUUGGAUAUGUGCAGGAAAAGAAACUUUCAUGAUAAGGACAUGCCAAAUGUCAUGCUGAAAGUCACAGCCAACAUCGUGUUUGGAUAUGCCACGUGUCAAGAUGCUGAAGCUUUUGAGUUGAGCUCGAGUGGACUCACCAAUGGCGUGUUCAUCAAAUUUCUGAAAGGGCGCCUCCUGGAGGAUGAAAAGAUUACUGUGCUCCUGGACAGAGUGGCCGAAGAUAUGGGCCAGUUUGACCCAACUAAAGGGAAGCAGGCUCUUGAGAUCCGCAGCAGCCUGUCAGAAAGACGCUCCCUGACUGACCCCAUCUUGCCUGGAGACUGCUCAGACGUGGCCCAGGCACACAGCCUGCUCUGGGCUAAAGCACAUGAACUACCAGAGAGCAUGACACUGGACUUCGACUGUGGCGUGCAGAUAAAGAUGGGCUUUGCAGCCGAGUUCUCCAACGUGCUGGUCAUUUACACUAGCAUUGUGAAAAAGCCAGAGGAGAUGUCCUCCUGCCAAGCUCACCUCAUUAACCUCUCAGAUCUGGACCCUAAACUGAUGAAUAAAGAGACCCCAGAAGAGACAGGGAGUUACCUGCUCUCAGGCAGUCUCCCCCAGCACUGCCUGUACACCAGACUAAGCUCCCUGCAGAAGCUCAAGGAGAAGCUGGUUUUCACCGUGUGUCUGCAGGCCGAAUUCACAUCUCUGGAUGAGCAAGUCCAGUGGACCAAGGAGGUGGACAUCGGGAAACCCCUUAUAGCCAAGCUGGACCUCCACCGGCCCACCAGGAGGAACAGCUGCCAGCAGACAUGCCACAUGCCCCACAGCCCCUGCACCAGCCCCAUCCCCAGCCCAGGAGCUGAGCGGCUACUGCUACAGCAGAUCCCCUGUUUCCACCCACAGCACAGCAACCCCUACCUCAACGUCUAUGAGCCCUUGCAUGGCGCUGCUGGGGGCUAUGGGAACUCUCUGCAUGGUGAUUAUGCGUAUCACUAUGAGGAUACUCCUUAUUCUCCUUACAUGCCCUUACCUAGUGUGCCCAUUGAAACCACUGAUGACAUCGAAGAUGUGCAGAAUAAAUUCAUGAAUAGCUUACAUCUAUACAAUCAGCCUUGAAUAUGUAAUCAGGCACUGGGACUGACAGACAGAACAUUACGAUUCCCAAGCAAUAUCUGGAAAAACGUUACGUCCUUUAGAUGAAAUUUAGAUUAUUUUAGGUUAUUCAGAGAUCACAACCAUUUUUUCAACUGUGAAGAUACUUUUGCACAGAAAACAGGGAUUAUUACAGUAUACAGUAGUUAUAUGGUGUAUUGUUGUUAAUAAUUUAUAAUUCCUAGGACUUCACAGUCCUCACUUAUGUCGUUGUAUUACCUCCAUAUAUAUAAUACAAUUAAAAAAAUGUAGUAUAUUAAAUUAAAAGUUUGGAAGGAGGACCAUGCCAGAAGCUCCCCGUACUCUACCUUCUAUUUACCAUGACAGAGCACCACCUCCUCAUCUCCUUUCCUGUUCCUCAGUCCUACCUGGGUUCAUCGAGGGGCUUUCUAGUUUAAAGCAGAAUCAUACAGUCUUUUCACAUACCACCAUAUGUUAAAGCCAUGGUAUGAACUCGCAAAAUAAACAUAUUCAAAAUGAAUAUGUGAUGCAUUUUAAUAAAGUAUUAAUGAGUAUUAAAGUGUAUUUUCAAGAUGAUUAUAAAGAAGCAGAUUUUUCACCAAAAAACUUUAUUUUGAAAACAAAAACAAAAAGUAUGAAGAUUAAAGCUGAACAUUACUCUAUAUUAAGUUAACAUUCUUUUUAAAAAUCAUAGGCCAUGGUUCUUGUGUUCUCCGAACGCUUACAUGAUCCACAGAUUAUGUGUAUGGAUAAACAGACUACUGAUGAUUUCUGUGACACAUAUAUUUGUUUUCAAAUUGCAGUGUUUUAGGACAUUUACAGUAAAAGUACCAGUAACAUGGUUCUUUACAUCACAGUGCACUUUUCCUCAGCCUUGGAUUUAAUCUCCACCAGCGUGGCCUGAGCCUUCUCUUUGAUCUGCUCCAUGUCCAUAUUUUGAAUGUUCUGCAUUUGACCCAAAAUGGACUGAUCUUCUUCCUCCUGUGGAGCAUUUUCAUCCACCAUCUUUACCAGUUCCUCAGGCACAUCGAUGUCAUCUCCUGCCUGCUGGAUCAUGAUCUCAUCCUGCUCACUCUACAAAGAGUCAAAAAUAAAGCAAAUGACAGCUGA